AUGUUGGAGUCUCCAGCUUAUACGCUUGUUUAUGAGCCAAACUCGGCAGACAAGCCAUCAUCCUCCGAGUACAGAGGAUAUCUAGAAAAAGGUGACGAUGAGACAAAGAUAGCAGCCAUGAGGCAGAUCCUCACAACAGUUCUCAACGGGGACCCGAUGCCGGAAUUGCUCAUGACGAUCAUCCGUUACGUGAUGCCUUCAAAAAACAAGCAGUUGAAAAAGCUGCUUUACUUGUACUGGGAGAUCUGUCCCAAGUACGAUGAGCAGGGCAAGCUGCGCCACGAGAUGAUUCUUGUGUGCAAUGCGAUCCAGCACGACUUGCAGCACCCCAAUGAGUACGUGCGGGGAAACACGCUUCGGUUUCUCAACAAGUUGAAAGAACCAGAGCUUCUUGAGCCCUUGGUUCCCUCCUGCCGGCAAUGUUUGGAGCACCGGCACGCGUACGUGCGGAAAAACGCUGUGUUUGCCAUCUACUCGAUCUACAAGGCAUCGCACGACUUAGUUCCGGACGUUGCUGAGCUGCUUUCCGAUUUCUUGGCCGUUGAAUCAGAUGCAACAUGCCGCCGGAACGCUUUUGUGUGCCUUUCGCACUUGGACCGCGGUAUGUGCCUUCGGUACAUGGAGAACCAGGCCAUUACGAGUGUGGACGCGAUGCUCCAGUUGGCGUUUAUCCAGUUUGUUCGCAAAGAUGUGUUGGUGGCCGACCCGGAGUUGAAACAACGGUACUUGGAGGUUGUUUCGGACCUCUUGGAGUCGCAAACCUCAGUUGUGGUUUAUGAGGCGGCCACAACGUUGCCACUGCUAUCAAAUUCCACCGUGUACGUCCAGAGUGCAGCCUCGAAGUUUGUUGAUAUGGCAAUCAAGGAGCCAGACAACAACGUCAAGCUUAUUGGCUUGGAGAGGUUGGGCGAGCUUGCCGAGCACAGCGACGGCAUUCUCAACACCAUGGUGCUCGACAUCCUCCGUGUUCUGUCUGCUCCGUCGCUCGCAGUCCGCAAGAAGGCCAUCGACAUCACGAUGCACCUUGUUUCGAGCAAAAAUGUGGACGAUGUGGUGAAGUUGCUUCGCAAGGAGCUCGAGAAGGCUGUUGGCUCGGGUUCAGCCGAGGAUAAGGCUACUGAGUAUCGGCAGAUGCUCAUUGUGGCGAUCCGCAGGUGUGCCAUCGACUUCCACGAGGUUGCAGCAUCAGUUGUAGACAUGCUUCUUGGAUUUAUGGGCCAGCUCAACACGGUUGCAGCCAACGAGGUCAUUACUUUUGUGAAGCAGGUCAUCGACAAGUAUCCGGACCUCCGUGCAGGCAUUAUCUCCCGUCUCUUGGUUGCACUCAAGACCGUCAAGAGCGGAAAAGUGUACCGGGGCUGUCUCUGGAUCUUGGGCGAGUACUGCUUGGAUGAAAAGAACAUACAUGCGGCCUGGCGGGAGCUCCGCACGAGUUUGGGCAAGAUUCCGAUAGAGGAGGUGAAGGAGGAGGAGGAGGAGAAAGAUGAAAAAGAUGAGAAAAGCCAAACAGAUCAAAAAGACCAUCUUGAGCACAAUUCGGCAGCCUCCAGCAAACCAAAAGUGCUUGCCGACGGCACCUACGCGACGGAAACAGCGUAUGCAAGCCCGGCCGACGCGUCGGCGUCACAAAGCUCGAAGAUCGCAGACUUGUUGAAGACUCCUCUCCGGUCACUUAUUUUGAGCGGCGACUUUUACCUCGGGGCGGUACUCGCGUCGACUUUCGUGAAGUUGGUGUUGAGGUUGGCGGAAAUCAGCAAGAGCCAGAGUCUCUUGAAUGCUCUCAAAGCCGAGGCAAUGCUUGCCAUGGUGUCGAUUGUCAGAGUUGGCCAAAGCAGCGACUCAGGUGCCAAGCACAAGAUCGAUGAGGACUCGAUCGACCGGAUAAUGACGUGUCUACGGGUUUUGUCUGGUUGGAGCUCGGGAGAUGCCGAGAAAGAGGCCGAGGGUGCAUUUUUGGAGGAGACGAAAAGUGCUUUUGAAGACGAGUUGAAGGAGACGGGUGUAUUGAGCAGCAUUGCCGGGGAUUUGGCUUCUGAGAGCCCGGUAGAGCAACCCGACGACAGCAUAGUGUUCCGGCAGUUGGCAACAGAAAAGAAGGAGGCGGUGGAUGUCACGGAGCAGGAAUUGCACAAGAUAUCGACGGGAACCGCGAAAAAAGAGGAUUUGACGUCCAGAUUGAAGAAGAUCGUCCAGUUGACUGGGUUCUCGGACCCGGUUUACGCCGAGGCUUACGUUCAGGUCCACCAGUUCGAUGUCACACUCGAUAUCUUGGUUGUCAACCAGACCACCGAUACUCUCCGUAACAUGACGGUUGAAUUUGCCACUCUUGGAGACCUAAAGGUCGUCGACAAGCCGGCAACUGCCAAUGUGGGACCGCACGGCUUUCACAGAGUUCAGACUACCAUAAAGGUCACGUCUGCAGACACAGGUGUCAUCUUUGGAAACAUCGUGUACGAUGGACACCACUCCAACCAAUCCACCAUAGUCAUUCUCUCUGAUGUCCACGUCGACAUUCUCGACUACAUCAGGCCGGCCUCGUGCUCUGAGGCCGAAUUUAGAAGGAUGUGGAACGAGUUCGAGUGGGAAAACAAGAUCACCGUGAACUCCAGGUGGACCUCUCUCAAGGAUUACCUGGAUGCCUUGAUUGCAGGCACCAAUAUGAACAACUUGACUCCCGGUGCCGUCAUUGGCCAGGACUGCCAGUUCUUAUCUGCCAAUCUCUUUUCACGCUCCACCUUUGGUGAAAAUGCCCUUGCCAAUUUGUGCAUCGAGAGGUCUUCCGAUGGCCACAUCGUUGGUCACGUGCGCAUCAGGUCCAAGGGCCAGGGUCUUGCUCUUUCUCUUGGUGACAAGGUUGCUGCCAUUGCUCACAACAGCAACAAUGCUCUUGUUGCCAAGGUCUGA
Messenger RNA from Brettanomyces bruxellensis, 2904 nucleotides. RefSeq lists its product as uncharacterized. The transcript is spliced from 2 exons. The coding region runs from base 1 to 2904 and encodes 967 amino acids. The record is from RefSeq and is a predicted model, not a curated record. Gene Ontology annotation, molecular function: structural molecule activity. Gene Ontology annotation, cellular component: COPI vesicle coat; cytoplasm. Gene Ontology annotation, biological process: endoplasmic reticulum to Golgi vesicle-mediated transport; intra-Golgi vesicle-mediated transport; intracellular protein transport. Lineage: Eukaryota; Fungi; Ascomycota; Pichiomycetes; Pichiales; Pichiaceae.